Closterium sp. Naga37s-1 is the source of this 1692-nucleotide messenger RNA. The record is from the annotation of a GenBank genome assembly. Lineage: Eukaryota; Viridiplantae; Streptophyta; Zygnematophyceae; Desmidiales; Closteriaceae.
AUGGGCUUCGCGCCCACCGCACCCGAAGCCGUCGCCGCCGCCGCUGCCGCGGAGAGCAGCAUGGAGGACAACGGUGACGACGACGGGGCGGGAAGUUCUUCCGAGAGUGCGGCUUCCGCCACCGGCGGCGGCAGCGCGACCGCUAGACCAGCCGGCGCACGUCCAGCCAGCAACGGUGGUGGAUGGCUGGGAGGCGUGAAGGACCGGCUAGGCGACAAGGCCCGGGAUCAGAUCGGCUGGUUUCAAGGGCAGGCGAAGAAGAUGCGAAAUCGCUUCAAGUACGCUUCGCACGGUUUCGCCGCGCGGUUGACGCCGCAACAGGUUUCGCAACUUCGCCAGAACCCAGCAGUCGAGUCGAUUCGGCAGGACGUGCUGUUUCGGCCGCUGACCAACUACUCGCCCAACUUUUUGCAACUGCCCGGAACAAUGUGGGCUUCCGCGGGCGGGCCGAAAAACGCUGGGGAGAAUGUGAUUAUCGGCGUGAUCGACACGGGGAUAUGGCCUGAGCACCCUUCAUUCUCCGCCGCAAAUACGAGCCGCUCGUUUCCCGCGCCUCCCGCGCGAUGGGCGGGGAGUUGCACGUCGACGUCCGACUUCUCCGCGCGGCUGUGCACGAACAAGCUGAUCGGCGCGCAGGUGUUCAACGCGGGGUUCCGCCAGCGCUUCAAGGCGGAGAGCACCACCGUGGACUACUCGUCCGCGCGCGACAGCAACGGCCACGGCACGUGGUGUGCGGGAGCGGCAGCAGGCAACAUAGUGGAAGCAGGCAAGCUCGGCACCGUCAGCGGCAUGGCGCCGCGCGCGCGUCUCGCAAUCUACAAGGUCGUGUGGACCAACAUGAACUCGGGCGGUUACCUCGCAACCAUGGUUGACAUCAACGCAGCGGUCGACAAAGCAGUUGCUGACGGGGUGGACGUUAUUUCCAUCUCGCUCGGAGGAGCCGAUCCCAACGCGACGUAUUUCGACCAUGUGAACUAUCUCAACGUGAACAAGGCCGGCGUGUUUGUGGCGUUUGCGGCGGGGAACAGCGGAAGCCCGCCGUCACGGGUUGUGUACCGCACGAUUGACAACUUCUCGCCGUUCUACAUGACUGUUGGCGCCAGUUCAAUCGCUCGCAGGGGCACAUAUGAAAGUAGUGGGGAGUCCAACCUCCUGCGUAAACUGCUCCCAGGAAUGAACAGCCCCUUCGACAUUGCUCCAUCCUCGUCAUCCUCCUCAUCCUCAUCUGCUGCUGCAGAUGCUGCCGCUGCUGCUUCGGGUGCUUCCACUGCUCCUGCUGGCAGCAAUAGCGUGCUUGGUGGAGAAGCAGGAGCGGUGGAGACUGGCGCGGAUGGAGAUUCAAAUUCCUCGAGUACCGAUGCCGCGACGUCGUCUCUGCAGGUCAUGUUUGUUGAGGCGCAGAAGGCUGCACGGACUCUCAAACAGCGUGCAAACGCGCGAAUCUGUGCGCCUCUUUCCCUGAACCCCUCCAAGAUCUCCGGCAAGGUCGUUCUGUGCAACCGGGGGGGGUCAUCAAUCACAGCCAAGGCGUGGGAGGUGGCAGGGAAGGGCGGGUACGCUAUGAUCGUGCUUGAUCCGCUAGGUCUGCCCAAGGAUCUCGGGUCUUUCAAGAUCGGCAGUCUGCCUGUUCGUCGCAUUGGCAUGAGGGAAACGGUUCAGCUCCGGUCGUUUAUGUCGGGCUCUAAGAAGUAA